UGCAGCGGCAGCAGGAAUGGCAGCAGCGGAAGCACGGACAGCAGCAGCAGCAGCAGCAGCAGCGGAAGCACGGACAGCAGCAGCAGCAGCAGCAGCAGCAGCAGCAGCAGCAGCGGGAGGGAGAGGCAGCAGGGGAGGACGCGGAAGCACCGGCGACAGCAGCACACACGGGGCAGCAGCAGCAGCAGCAGCAGCAGCAGCAGCAGCAGCAGCAGCAGCAGCAGCAGCAGCAAAUGCAGCAGCAGCAAAUGAAGCAGGAGCAGCAAACGCUGCAGCCGCAGCAACAGUGCAGCAACAGCCGCAAGUGUAGCAGCAGCAGGUGUAGCAGCAGCAAGUGUAAAGCCAGCGAGCGCAGCAGCAGCUAG
Messenger RNA from Eimeria necatrix, 365 nucleotides. RefSeq lists its product as hypothetical. The record is from RefSeq and is a predicted model, not a curated record. NCBI's taxonomy places the organism in Eukaryota, Apicomplexa, Conoidasida, Eucoccidiorida, Eimeriidae. The transcript has 2 exons. The annotation marks the transcript as partial.